Molecule: messenger RNA, 2037 nt
Organism: Closterium sp. NIES-65
Lineage: Eukaryota; Viridiplantae; Streptophyta; Zygnematophyceae; Desmidiales; Closteriaceae
Source: the annotation of a GenBank genome assembly
CCCACCCCAUUCACCCGCUUUCCAUCACACCGCCCCAUUCUCCCGCUUUCCAUCACCCCGCCCCAUUCUCCCGCUUUCCAUCACCCCGCCCCAUUCUCCCAUCACCCCGCCCCAUUCUCCCGCUUUCCAUCACCACGCCCCAUUCUCCCGCUUUCCAUCACCCCGCCCCAUUCUCCCGCUUUCCAUCACUCCGCCCCAUUCUCCCGCUUUCCAUCACCCCGCCCCAUUCUCCUGCUUUCCAUCACCCCGCCCCAUUCUUCUCCUUCCAUCACUCCGCCUCAUUCUACCUCCUUCCAUCACCCCGCCCCAUUCUCCCGCUUUCCAUCACCUCGCCCCAUUCUCCUGCUUUCCAUCACCCCGCCCCAUUCUCCCGCUUUCCAUCACCACGCCCCAUUCUCCCGCUUUCCAUCACCCCGCCCCAUUCUCCCUCCUUCCAUCACCCUGCCCCAUUCUACCGCUUUCCAUCACCCCGCCCCAUUCUCCCGCUUUCCAUCACCCCGCCCCAUUCUCCCUCCCUCCAUCAGCGCGCCCCAUUCUCCCUCCUUCCAUCACCCUGCCCCAUUCUCCCUCUUUCCAUCACCCUGCCCCAUUCUCCCGCUUUCUAUCACCCCGCCCCAUUCUCCCUCUUUCCAUUACCCUGCCCCAUUCUCCCGCUUUCCAUCAUCCCGCUCCAUUCUCCCCCUUUCCAUCACCCCGCCCAAUUCUCCCUCUUUCCAUCACCCCUCCCCAUUCUCCCUCUUUCCAUCACCCCGCCCCAUUCUCCCGCUUUCCAUCACCCCGCCCCAUUCUCCCUCUUUCCAUCACCCCGCCCCAUUCUCCCGCUUUCCAUCACCCCGCCCCAUUCUCCCUCUUUCCACCACCCCGCCCCUUUCUCCCUGUUUCCAUCACCCCGCCCCAUUCUCCCGUUUUCCAUCACCCCACCCCAUUCUCCCUCUUUCCAUCACCCCGCCCCAUUCUCCCUCUUUCCAUCACCCCGCCCCAUUCUCACUCUUUCCAUCACCCUGCCCCAUUCUCUCGCUUUCCAUCACCUCGCCCCAUUCUCCCUCUUUCCAUCACCCCACCCCAUUCUCCCUCUUUCCAUCACCCCGCCCCAUUCUCCCGCUUUCCAUUUCCGCGCCCUACUCUCCAUCUUUCCAUCAUCCCGCCCCAUUCUCCCGCCUUCCAUCACCCAGCCCCAUUCUCCCUCUUUGGAUCACCCCGCCCCAUUGUCCCGCUUUCUAUCACCCCGCCCCAUUCUCCCGCUUUCCAUCAUCCCGCCCCAUUCUCCCUCUUUCCAUCACCCCGCCCCAUUCUCCCGCUUUCCAUCACCCCGCCCCAUUUUCCCUCUUUCCAUCACCCCGACCCAUUCUCCCGCUUUCCAUCACCCUGCCCCAUUCUCCCUCUUUCUAUCACCCCUCCCCAUUCUCCCGCCUUCCAUCACCCCGCCCAAUUCUCCCUCUUUCUAUAACCCCUCCCCAUUCUCCCUUUUUCCAUCAACCCGCCGCAUUCUCCCGCUUUCCAUCACCCCCCCCCAUUCUCCCUCUUUCCAUCACCCCGCCCCAUUCUCCCGCUUUCCAUGACCCCGCCCCAUUCUCCCGCUUUCCAUCACCCCGCCCCACUCUCCCGCUUUCCAUCACCCCUCCCCAUUUUCCCUCUUUCCAUCACCCCGCCCCAUUCUCCCGCUUUCCAUCACCCCGCCCUAUUCUCCCUCUUUCUAUCACCCCUCCCCAUUCUCCCGCCUUCCAUCACCCCGCUCAAUUAUCCCUCUUUCUAUCACCCCGCCCCAUUCUCCCUCUUUCUAUCACCCCUCCCCAUUCUCCCGCUUUCCAUCACCCCGCCCCAUUCUCCCGCUUUCCAUCACCCCGCUCUAUUCUCCCGCUUUCCAUCACCCCGCCCAAUUCUCCCUCUUUCCAUCACCCCUCCCCAUUCUACCUCUUUCCAUCACCCCGCCCCCCACUCUCCCUCUUUCCAUCACCCCGCCCCAUUCUCCCGCUUUCCAUCACCCAACCCCAAUCUCCCUCUUUCCAUCACCCCGCCCCAUUCUCCCGCUUUCCAUAA